AGGUUCGCAGGAAACAGGCCAGCCAGGAGGUCGGGAGGCCCCAGAGGAGCACUGAAGGAGACCUGCCUGUGGGUCUCAAUUGCCCAGCUCCGGCCCACACUCACCUGCUGCCCUGACCUGAGUCAUGCUUCUUGGGAAGACGCAUCAGUCCUGCAAGGCUGAGGAAGGCCGUCAGGCCCAAGGAGAUGCACCGGGGCUUAUGGAUGUGCAGACUCCCACAACUGAGGAGCAGAAGGCUGCAUCCUCCUCCUCCACUCUGAUCGUGGGAACCCUGGAGGAGGUGCCUGAUUCUGGGUCACUGAGUCCUGCCCAGAGUCCUCAGGGUGCCUCCUCUUCCCAGACCGUCACCGACAACACUCUAUGGAGCCAAUCCAAUGAGGUUUCCAGCAGCAAUGAAGAGGAGGGGCCAAGCACCUCCCCAGACCCAGCUCACCUGGAGUCCCUUUUCCGGGAAGCACUUGAUGAGAAAGUGGCUGAGUUAGUUCAUUUCCUGCUCCGCAAAUAUCAAAUUAAGGAGCCGGUCACAAAGGCAGAAAUGCUGGAGAGUGUCAUCAAAAAUUACAAGAACCACUUUCCUGAGAUCUUCAGCAAAGCCUCUGAGUGCAUGCAGGUGAUCUUUGGCAUUGAUGUGAAGGAAGUGGACCCUGCCGGCCACUGCUACAUCCUUGUCACCUGCCUGGGGCUCUCCUAUGACAGCCUGCUGGGUGAUGAUCAGAGCACGCCCAAGACCGGCCUCCUGAUAAUCGUCCUGGGCAUGAUCGUAAUGGAGGGUAGCUGCGCCCCAGAGGAGGCAAUCUGGGAAGCGUUGAGUGUGAUGGGGCUGUAUGAUGGGAGGGAGCACAGCACCUAUUGGGAGCUCAGGAAGCUGCUCACUCAAGAUUGGGUGCAGGAAAACUACCUGGAGUACCGCCAGGUACCUGGCAGUGAUACUGUGUGCUACGAGUUCCUGUGGGGUCCAAGGGCCCUCGCUGAAACCAACUAUGUGAAAGUCCUGGAGCAUGUGGCCAGAGUUAAUGCAAGAGUUCGCAUUUCCUACCCAUCCCAAUCAAACAAUAUCUAA
Messenger RNA from Rhinopithecus roxellana (golden snub-nosed monkey), 1060 nucleotides. RefSeq names its product melanoma-associated antigen 8-like. Lineage: Eukaryota; Metazoa; Chordata; Mammalia; Primates; Cercopithecidae. Gene Ontology annotation, biological process: negative regulation of transcription by RNA polymerase II. The record is from RefSeq and is a predicted model, not a curated record. Gene Ontology annotation, molecular function: histone deacetylase binding. The transcript is spliced from 2 exons. The coding region runs from base 125 to 1060 and encodes 311 amino acids. Gene Ontology annotation, cellular component: nucleus.